CCAGUUGCUGAUUUUAUAAAACUAUAACAGAGAAAAAUAAAAUUGAUGUUAUAAUUGCACAAAAUAUUAUAAAAGAGAAAGCAUGUGUUCACAAUUAUAUUGGUUCAUUUCAAUUAUCUAUUUAAUAUUAAUUAAUGCAGAAAAUGUAACUAUAAGUCCUAUUCUCACAACACCUAAACAGCAAAUAAUAUCUAGUAUCAAAAAACCAAGCGAUGACUAUUUGGUUUCUAAUAGACAGAAUUUAAUCAAAUGGUUACUCACUGGAUGUUGGGAAUUAAAUAAAUAUAAGUGUGAAUCCAUGUAUCAUGAUCCAGGUUCGACUGAAUAUCCAGGGUAUGAUGGCUGGUACAACAAUAUUGGCCGGCCAGAAAUUGGUGCAGUUGAUACACCACUUUUAAGGAGAUGGCCAGCAGCUUAUAAAGAUGGAGCAUAUAAACCUUCUGGUUUUAACAGACCAAAUCCAUUGAAAAUAAGUAAAGAAUUAUUAAGUGGAGAAAUUGGAUCUGAAUCUGUAAAAAAAAGAAAUGUAUUACAAGUAUUUUUUGGUCAACAAGUUGUUGAAGAAAUAUUAGAUGCACAAAGACCAGCAUGUCCUCCAGAAUAUUUUAACAUAAAUAUUACAAUAUUCAAAGACAAAACUAACCAUACUGAAAUGCCUAUACUUCGUACACGUUAUGACGAAUCUACAGGGAAUUCUCCAAAUAAUCCACGUCAACAGCUCAAUGAAAUAACACCAUAUAUAGAUGGAGGAUUAAUUUAUGGUACUUCUAAAGCAUGGUCAAAUAUUUUAAGGACAUAUUCUAAUGGAACUAUUGACAAAAAUGGUUUGCUUGCAUCAUCAAGUUCAUAUAAAUAUCCAGAAAAUAACAUAAUUGGAUUACCAAUGGCAAAUCCACCACCUCCAAUCAAUCAUGAUAAAUAUAUUUCCCAACAUUAUACAGAGAAAGUCGAUAGAUACUUUAAAUUAGGAAAUCCAAGGGGUAAUGAAAAUCCGUUUCUUUUGACAUUUGGAAUAAUUUGGUUUAGAUGGCACAAUCACAUAGCAAGCUUUAUAAAGAGUCAACAUAAAGAGUGGACAGGUGAAAAAAUUUACAAUGAAGCUCGUAAAUGGGUAAUCGCAACACAACAGCAUAUAAUUACCAAUGAAUGGUUACCUGAAUGGCUAGGUGAAGAGCUUCCAGCAUACAAAGGUUAUAAUCCUAAUAUUGAUCCACAAAUAGAUCAAUUCUUUCAAGCAGCUGCCUUUCGUUAUGGUCACACUCUAGUACCAGCUGGUGUUUAUUUACGAGAUUAUGCAAGAAAUAAUUGUAAAUUAGAACUUAAUGCACAAGCUAUUAGAACAUGCAACAAUUACUGGAUGUCACAGAAUUCUUUAUUCCAAAACCAAUCCAAAUUAGAUGAUAGUUUAAAUAUAGAUAAGCUAAUAAUGGGAAUGGCUAUCCAAUUAAGUGAAAAAGAAGAUCAUAAAAUAGUAGAAGAUUUACAAGGUAAUUUAUUUGGACCUCUUGAAUUUUCAAGAAGAGAUUUAAUGGCUCUUAAUAUACAAAGAGGCAGAGAUCAUGGAUUACCUGAUUAUAAUACUGCACGGGUUGCAUAUAAUUUAGAUAAAAUUAAAGAUAUGGAUCACUUUCAAAAAUUGACCUUGCAUCAGAUUGAUCCACAGAUAAAAAAAUUAUUUGAAUUAUACAAUAAUUCAGUUGAUGAUAUUGAUGUUUGGGUUGGUGGAAUAUUGGAAACUCGUGAUAAUCCUGGCGAAUUAUUUCGAGCAAUUAUCAUUGAUCAAUUUGAGCGUAUACGUACGGGAGAUAGAUUUUGGUAUAAGAAUUUAAACAACAGAUUAUUUACAUCAAAUGAAAUUAAAAGAAUAGAAAAUUUAUCAUUCUAUGAUAUAUUGAUAUCUGUAACUGAAAUGGACCAUGAUGAUAUUCCAAUAAAUCCUUUUCAAAUUCCUUCUGAUGAAAAUUAUAUAAGCAAAACCUGUAGAGACAUAUUGAGAAAAGAUUGUUGUAAAUUAAAAGCAGAAGAAAACGUCUUAAAACAAAAUUGUUAUUGUGCUAAAUCAGUUAAUUCAAAGAAUGUUGAAAAAUGUACUGAUUCAAAAACCUAUGAUUAUUUUAACAAUAGCAGAAUAUCCUAUAUAGCAACAUUUAUAGGAUUAAUUGGAAUUUUUUGUGGAAUUGUUGUAUUGCUUCUUUAUAAAUUACAUUUUAAGCAAAAGAAACAAAUAGAAUAUGAAUCCAAAUGCCGUAUGUCAUAUCUUAUGAGAGAAAAUACAAUGCCUAUAUAUACAGGUAAGAUAUUUAUCAACUAUUCUUUCAUAAUCCUAUUCUAUGUUAAUAAUCAUGUUUUAACAGCUACUGAAUGGCAAGGUCGGAAAUUGGAAACAAAACUUGUAAUUAUUGUUCUCAAUAAGAGAAAACAGCAACUUGAAGUAAAAAAUCAAUUUGGAAACAUAAUGAGAGCACUAGAUUUUGCACAUAAUAAUGCAGUAACAAUAUAUAUUCCACCUGACAGCAAUUAUACUAUGAUUAGAGUUCAACACAAUUAUGAUUUAGUAUUAAAAUUUGAUUCACACUACUUAAAAACUUCAUUUUUCCAAGCUUUUGAACAAUUUAUACUAGAUAUCUCUAUAAAAUCUUUUGAAAAGAAUAAAAAUAUUAAUAGUGCAGAAAUGUUAAAACAAGCUAUUACAAAGAAAGAUCGACAAAAUAAAUUGGAAAAAUUCUUCCGUGUUGUCUUUGCACAAGCAUUUCAUAUAACACAUAUUGAAGAUGAAAUAUUACAAAUAGGUUCUAAAACUGCAAAAGAGGUGAUCUAUACAGAAUUGACUAUUACAGAAUUUGCGGAAGCAUUAAGUAUGCGACCAGAUGCAGAAUUUAUCAAAAAGAUAUUUAACUUGGUUGAUAAAGAUAAAAAUGGUUUUAUAUCAUUUCGUGAAUUUGUUGAUAUGUUGGUAAUAUUCCUCAAAGGUACUGCAGAAGAAAAAAUGAAAUUUAUGUUUGAUAUGUAUGAUAUAAAUGGCACAGGAAGACUUAACAAAAUAGAUUUUAUGAUCAUGUUAAGAUCUUUUUUAGAAACUGUUAAUACAGAUAUAACGAAUGAUGAAUUAGAAACACUAAUCCAUUCAAUGAUGAAUCAAGUUAAUUUGGCUUCAAAAGAAACUAUUAAUUUAAUGGAUUUUAAACAUCUACUUAGUCAAUUUAAUGAUAAACUUAAUUAUAUUGAAUUGGAAUUCAAUGUGAAUUCUGAUGGAAAAAAAAGAAAGUUACAUGCAGGGAUAGGAACUAUCAAAUCAACAUUCAUAGGAGAACUACAAAAGACGGUUGAUAACUUAUAUACAGAUCUAAAUGAUAUAGAAUUAAGAGUUAAAGGCAAAAUUAUAGUAAAAAAUAUGGAUUGGAAAAGAAAUACAGAGACAAUUGAUAAUCAGAAAAUUGUAGAAGAAACAAACAAAUAUACAGAUAAUUAUUGGUAUCCUAUAAUGAAAUAUCUUGCUAAUAAACGAUUACAAAUAUUUUGGAUGUCUUUGUACACUACAAUACUAUUUUUAAUAUUUAUAGAGCGUGUAUAUCAUUAUUCUAUAGAACGAGAACAUACAGGUUUAAGACAAAUUUUAGGGUAUGGUUUAGCACUUACAAGAGGAGCAGCAUCAGCUAUGAUGUUUACAUAUUCAACACUUUUGAUUAUGAUAUGUCACAAUAUCAAUACUGUACUAAGAGAUACAAUUUUACAAUAUUAUAUCCCUUUUGAUUCUAUGAUUGAAAUGCACAAAUAUAUUGCAUAUUGGGCUCUAAUAUUUACUGUACUACACAUCAUUGGACAUGGUUUCAAUUUCUAUAACAUCUCAACACAAACAGCUGAUGAUCUAACAUGUUUGUUCCCGAACUAUUUUCAUGCGACUCAUGAACUUCCAAAAUUCCAUUAUUGGAUGUGGCAAACAAUUACAGGCAUAACUGGUAUAUUGUUGACUAUUCUGAUUGGUAUAAUAUUUUUAUUUUCACUGCCUAUUGUACGAAGAAUGCUGUAUAAUCAGUUUACCUUUACACAUUCUUUGUAUCCAGUUUUUUAUAUCUUUAUGAUUCUGCACGGUACAGGAAGAUUAGUUCAAGAGCCAUAUUUCCAUUAUUUUUUUUUGGGUCCAUUUAUAUUAUUUAUCCUAGAUAAGAUUAUUACAAUGACAAGAAAAACAAUAGAAAUACCAAUAUUAAAAGCAAAAAUUCUACCCUCAGAUGUAACAUGCAUAACUUUUGCAAAACCACCAAAUUUUCAAUACAAAUGUGGACAAUGGAUAAGGAUUGCAUGUCCAGCAUUAGGAACAAAUGAAUACCAUCCCUUUACUCUUUCUUCAGCACCUCAUGAAAUUAAUUUAACAACACAUAUUAGAGCAAUUGGACCUUGGACUACAAAUAUCAGAAAUAAAUUAGAUUUUUCUAUAUCUCUUAAUAAAAAAUUACCAAAGAUUCAUAUUGAUGGACCAUAUGGUGAAGCCCAUCAAGAUUGGAAUAAAUAUCAUGUAGCAAUAAUGGUAGGAGCUGGAAUAGGUGUUACACCUUUUGCAUCAAUAUUGAAAGAUAUAGUUUUUAAAUGUAAUCACAAGUUUGCUUUAGGUUGUCAAAAGGUAUAUUUUAUUUGGGUAACAAGAACACAAAAACAAUUUGAAUGGAUGGUUGAUAUACUUAGAGAACUUGAAAAAUGUGAUAUAAAUAAUUGUGUAUCUGUACAUAUCUUUAUUACACAAUUCUAUCAAAAAUUUGAUUUACGUACCAUCUUAUUGUAUAUAUGUGAACGUCACUUUCAAAGAAUAUAUAACAAGUCUCUUUUUACUGGUUUGAUGGCAAUCACCCAUUUCGGGAGACCAAAAUUUUCUCAGUUUUUUCAGUCAAUUCAAAAAUUGCAUCCUAAUGCUAAUAAAAUUGGUGUAUUUAGUUGCGGUUCACCAUCAAUUGUUCAUUCAAUAGACAUUGCUUGUAAAGCACUUAAUUUAAGAGAAGAUAAUCGCACUUUGUUUCAACAUAAAUUUAAAAGUUUUUAAAUCUUAUCAAUAUAUAUAUUGAGAGGUUUUAUUACGAUAUAAAUUCAUAUAAAUUAUCAAUAAUCAAUGUAAAAUGUAUUGCUUCUCUUCUUACCUAGUUUGUAUGAUAUAAAUACAAUCUAUACAAUUAUAUUUCAUUAAAAAUAAAUAUAUCAUAUGAAAA
Vespula pensylvanica (western yellowjacket) is the source of this 5195-nucleotide messenger RNA. Its product is annotated as dual oxidase-like. Gene Ontology annotation, biological process: defense response; superoxide anion generation; response to oxidative stress. NCBI's taxonomy places the organism in Eukaryota, Metazoa, Arthropoda, Insecta, Hymenoptera, Vespidae. The transcript has 25 exons. The record is from RefSeq and is a predicted model, not a curated record. Gene Ontology annotation, molecular function: superoxide-generating NAD(P)H oxidase activity; peroxidase activity; calcium ion binding. The coding region runs from base 83 to 5032 and encodes 1649 amino acids. Gene Ontology annotation, cellular component: plasma membrane; NADPH oxidase complex.